Biomphalaria glabrata is the source of this 1002-nucleotide messenger RNA. Its product is annotated as histidine-rich protein PFHRP-II-like. Lineage: Eukaryota; Metazoa; Mollusca; Gastropoda; Planorbidae. The record is from RefSeq and is a predicted model, not a curated record. Bases 1 to 1002 code for a protein of 333 amino acids. The transcript has a single exon.
AUGCGCCAUGUCAACUUUCUCUACGUCAACACACGUAUACACCAUGUCAACAUUCUCUACGUCUACACACAUAUGCACAAUGUCAACUUUUUCUACGUCAACACACGUAUGCACCAUGUCAACUUUCUCUACGUCAACACACGUAUGCACCAUGUCAACUUUAUCUACGUCAACACACGUAUACACCAUGUCAACGUUCUCUACGUCUACACACAUAUGCACCAUGUCAACUUUCUCUACUUCUACACACAUAUGCACCUUGUCAACUUUCUCUACGUCUACACACAUAUGCACCAUGUGAACUUUCUCUACUUCUACACACAUAUGCACCAUGUCAACUUUCUCUACGUCUACACACAUAUGCACCAUGUCAACUUUCUCUACGUCUACACACGUAUACACCAUGUCAACGUUCUCUACGUCUACACACAUAUGCACUUUGUCAACUUUCUCUACUUCUACACACAUAUGCACCAUGUCAACUUUCUCUACGUCUACACACAUAUGCACCAUGUCAACUUUCUCUACGUCUACACACAUAUGCACCAUGUCAUGUUUCUCUACGUCUACACACAUAUGCACCAUGUCAACUUUCUCUACGUCUACACACAUAUGCACCAUGUCAACUUUCUCUACGUCUACUCACAUAUGCACCAUGUCAACUUUCUCUACGUCUACACACAUAUGCACCAUGUCAACUUUCUCUACUUCUACACACAUAUGCACCAUGUCAACUUUCUCUACUUCUACACACAUAUGCACCAUGUCAACUUUCUCUACUUCUACACACAUAUGCACCAUGUCAACUUUCUCUACGUCUACACACAUAUGCACCAUGUCAUGUUUCUCUACGUCUACACACGUAUACACCAUGUCAAGGUUCUCUACGUCUACAUACAUAUGCACCAUGUCAACUUUCUCUGCGUCUACACAAAUAUGCACCAUGUCAACUUUCUCUACUUCUACACACGUAUGCACCAUGUCAACUUUCUCUGCGUCUAA